AAGACACCAAAUGUAAGUUGCUUUCAUCCAUUUGGUUGUAAAUGCUUCAUCCUGAAUACAAAGGAUCAUCUCUCAAAAUUCGAUGCUAAGUCAGAUCAAGCUACAUUUCUUGGAUAUUCAACCAAAGGUCAAGCAUAUAGAGUGUAUAAUCAUAGAUCCAAAAGAGUUGAGGAGUCUGUGUUUGUAAAAUUUGAUGAAACAAUGGGGACUAACAAGGGUUCUGCCGAAAGCAUAGAUUUCCUGUUUCCUGUUUCUACAGAAGAAACAAACUCGGGAGGAAUAGAAGCUCCUGAAGAACAUCAUACUAGCAAGUGUGAACCGGUGACUGAAGUAGAAGAAGAAAAGGAGGCUCCUGCACACAUUCAAAAACGACAUCCUCCAUCUCAGAUCAUUGGUCAACUCAAGGAUGGCAUCCACACCAGAGGUAAGUAUCAACCAGGUCAGUAUGCUCUUGUGUCUCUACUAGAACCUAGGAAUUAUAAGGAAGCGAUCACUGAUGAUGAAUGGUUGAACGCUAUGCAAGAAGAAUUACUUCAAUUUGCUAGAUUGCAUGUGUGGGAACUUGUUCCACGUCCAAUAGACUGUUUAAUCAUAGGAACAAAAUGGGUUUUCAGAAAUAAAACUGAUGAAGAAGGUGCAGUAGUUAAAAACAAAGCCAGACUAGUAGCACAAGGUUACCUGUAGGAAGAAGGAAUUGACUUUGAAGAAUCUUUUGCACCUGUUGCGCGAAUUGAAUCCAUUAGAAUGCUCUGUGCAUAUGCAUGUUAUAUGAAAAUUCCUCUAUACCAGAUGGAUGUAAAGAGUGCCUUUUUAAAUGGAGAGAUAAAAGAAGAAGUGUAUGUUAGUCAACCUCCUGGCUUCAUUGAUUAUAAAAAUCCAGACCAUGCGUACAAAUUAUCAAAGGCCUUAUAUGGACUAAAACAAGCACCUAGGGCAUGGUAUGAAAAACUCUCCACAUUCUUGAAGAAUGAAGGUUUCUGUCAAGGAAAUGUUGACAAAACCUUGUUCAUUAAAAGAGAAGACUCACAUACUCUAAUAGUGCAAAUAUAUGUUGACGACAUAGUGUUUGGUGCAACAAACCCCUCCAUGUGCACAAAGUUUUGUGAAAGUAUGAAAUCAGAAUUUGAAAUGAGCAUGAUGGGAGAAUUAUCCCAUUUUCUAGGCUUACAAAUCAAGCAAACUAAAUCUGGAAUUUUCAUUAAUCAGUCAAGUUACAUUGAAGCUAUGCUUAAGAAAUUUGAUAUGAACUC
Linum trigynum is the source of this 1250-nucleotide messenger RNA. NCBI's taxonomy places the organism in Eukaryota, Viridiplantae, Streptophyta, Magnoliopsida, Malpighiales, Linaceae. The record is from the annotation of a GenBank genome assembly.